CUAACGUUUGUCAUGUUCACCUGGACUGUGAUCCAUUAUUUCAUGAUACUCAUUUGAAAAAUGCUAAUGUUCUUUAUCUGUCAAAGUAAAUCAUUUCGAAAUAUUGGACAACCGUUAUGAAUUAUUUAUUAUUGCCGUCAUGAAAUGAAAUAAUUAACGGAGAUUUGAUUGACAUGUGCAUAUCAAGCUCAGCAAGUCAUCGAAUGGCUUCACAACAACAAUGCAAACUUAAUCGGAGGGGUCAGUUAAUUUUGGUUAGAUGAAGCGAAAGACUGUGAGGAGUUGUGCAGCAAGGUGUGUGUCGUGUGUGUGUGGGCUUUGUUAUUGAAGAACGAGCGAAGGAAGAACCUUGUUUCAUGUCUAAUUUGUUCUAUAAUUUUGCCAUGCCAUUUACGUGCAUGUUGUCAGAAGGAGGAGGGUGACUUGAUGAGUUGAGCGUAUCUGAUGAUCCAUGCUGAUGGUUAUUUAGUCUCAUUAGUGGCUUUGGACCGUGCGCAAUAAGGUAUUCAAGGAGGAGGAGGUCAUUUUGCACUUUGUGACGUUCUGCGGGUUUGCAGGAGCAUCUAUCUUCCCCAUCCAUCCAAAGGGCUCGAUUCGAACAGAAGAUCCGACCGAGCAGAUCGGCAUUAAUUAAAACUCUGCAAAACCACAGUUGGACGCCUUUUUAGAAUACCUUACACGUUUCGGUUCGAAAUGGUUUUGUUGGAAUUCUGCUGAGUGGUGGUGGUGGUGGUUGUGGAGAGAAAGAGCUGAAAGGGGUAGGCGUUUAAGGAAUUCAAAUUGCUGACUGUAAAUCUCGGUGGAUUUUUUGUUGCCUGUCAAAAAUCUGAAGAGAGCAAUUAGAUCACUUGAACCCAUCCAAGUAAAUGGUUCCGAAUGUGAUGCCCCUGCUGAGCAUCAUCAUUAUUAUCAUCAACCCUUUCUGACUGCUGCUGCUGCUGCUGUGUCGAAUUGCAUCGAUCCGCAAUUGUAAUUACUUGCGGGAUAGGACAAUGCACGAUUAUUGUGUGAAUGUCAAUGUGGUGGAGGAUUUAAUGUCUUUGAAGUCGUAAAACCAAAUUGCCAACUCGUUCGUCAAACCAUCGAGUCGUUUAAAUUAUACUCUCGCGUUGGAUGGUGAGCUACAGAAGCACACAUUACGUGCACAUCACAUCAAUUCACACUACGUAUACAUACAUACUUAUUAUGCCAAAAAAUAAGAAAGGGUCGAGUUCAAGUCAUUUACAGUGCAGCUGCUCCUUUUAGUGCUUCGUUUAAAUACAGAAGUAAUUUGGUUCCCAUAAUCUCAAGAAUUUUAAAGUCAAAACUUGUUCCUUGCAAACUGGAGAUAAUUAGAAGAGAUAUUAAGUGAGAGGAGUGCUUAAGAAAUGGUUCGGACACGACGUGCUGGGAGUAAGAGUGGUGUGGAAGAUGGGGAUGUGGAUUGGGCCAAGUUUCUCUACGAUGAUGGGGAUCAGCUCGUCACGGAAGAAGUCUCCGUGAUUCCCAAAAAUAUUGUGGCUGAGAGGAGGAAACGUCUCGAAGGCCUUCUGAGCAAGCGAGGAGAUGAGCUCGAAACCUGUGUCGAUGAUUCCGACGGAGGCGGCGACGGUGACACGAAAUCGUCUCGAACCAUUUCACCGAGUGUGGACAAGCGUCAUGCCGUCCUCUGCUUUGACCCCAACGCGGACUCCUUCUCCCUCAAAGAUCUGAACACCACCAACGGGACUUUUCUCAACAACCGAAGGAUUUCCUCAGAUCGUCCGGAGACGCUGAACAACAUGGACCUACUCCGCUUCGGUUUUGACUCCAACGUGUACGAGGUCCGAUUGGGAACGGCAGCUGCAGGGCCUGAGAUUCAGCAGAAUGACCAGAACGUGACUUACUUUCCCGCAUCAACAACGCCACAAAGUCGUCCGAGCAGCAGCGGUGGCGAAAUUGGGCUCGGAGGAGGGGGAGGUGCUCCUCAUGUGAUGCAGCAAAGUGGUGGUGGUGGUGGGAGAGGAAAUAGUUUAUACGGAAGUCGAGUCUCUUCCCCCUCACUCACGCUGGACAGUGGGCGAGGGUCAAGUUCAGCACCCUCCAGUCCUGCCAAGGAAAUGAGCCCCGUUCCUCCAGGAUCUUCUCACCUUUACUCCCCAAACCUCUCCAGGAAAAUGACCAAGUCUUCCUCUGCGGAACCCACACCAAACAGACUGCUCCUUACUUCCAGAAACAAUAGUCGCGAACAGUUGGCGUCACCACUCGUGAGGAAGGACUCGCUGGAAAAUGAGAUUGACGGUUUAAUCAGCACUAACAAGGCUGCAUUUCAUCAUCAAAAUAAGGACUGUAGUAAUAAAAGUGCAGUGAUUGGUGACUUGGACGAUUUAAAUGUGCCAAAUGAAGUUUUUGACGAGAAACUUGAACCCAAAGAAGAGGUGCCACUCGCUAUGAGUGUUUCCAAACCAGCUGGUAAUUCUCCUCGCCCACAAUCACUUUGUAGCAGCAUUGACACUGCACAUUCUGCACCAGAAUCAUCGCAUUCCAUCAGUGCACCCACCACCAGCACACCCACUCCUUUGUACGGCACCCCUCACUGGUGGCCUCAACCCAAGGAAGAUGAUGACGACAACUUCUCACCCUCCUCGGAUAACAACAAGCAGCUUGUCGACGAUUCCACCAGCAAUGAUGAUGGCCAGUCAGAUUAUCGUGCACAGUCUCUCGUUGGAGCGGACGCUGGACCACUCAGCAUUAAUUCCGAGAGCAACAUGAGCGUGGACAGUGAUGCGAGUGACAAGAAGAAGAUCUCUCCCAUGGCAUUCACUGUUGACUUCGACGAUGGGCCGAAAAGGUUUGGAAUUUCGGACUCGAUCAGCAAGUUUGCACCAAAGCACAGACGCAAUAUUAGUUUGACAAAGUCGGAGGAUAUCGCAUCCAGAAGAACUUCGGAUACUCCUGCUCUUGCUUCAAAGAAAGAACCAUCGUCAUUAACGUUAAAUUCAUCCCUCUUCAAUAAUAACAAUAAAUCAGUCAUCGAAAGUGACAUUGAUUUGACUGAGAAACAGAAUGUGGUGUCAAAGUGUUGUUCGUCAAGAUUUAUCAAAGGAAAAGUAGUUCCUCCUCCUGCCAAAAUCGCCCCAGUUGCAACAACUUCAGCCUUGGACAAUAAUAACAAAAUCAUAACUCGAGAGAUUGACAGUUCAGCUGCAAAGAAACCUGAGAGUGAAACUCCCGUGAGCAAAAUGAACAAGCCAAAAUUAUCCAGUGGUAGUUUAUUUUCAAGACUUACCAAGUCUUCUCCACCACAAGCAGACCAAAAAUGUGUCGAAGGCAGCAGCGAAUUGCUGCUUCAUCCCGUUAAGAAGACGAUGAAGUUUCAAUCAAAAAUGGACACAAUUUCGCCUCCAAGCAGUGCUCAAGCGGCAAGGAAUACUACUACUGUUACCACUCAUGUGGAGAAAACUAGUGGCUCGCCAUCAUCCAAAGUUAAGGACGCAGAUAAAGAUGUGGAUGAUGCUUCGAGUGAGACUGGUACGUACACGGUGGAGAAGGAAGAGCCAGCAGUUGAAAGGGCAAGAAAAAGUAUUGCAAAAAUGUUGGGAGUGCCCAGUGAGAGUGACAUCAGUAGUGGCAUUCGUGGUGGUUCCGCUGUUGUCGAAGAAGACGGAAAUUCUGCAGCUCCAGAAUGGAUUCAUGAAUGGGCUGAAAAGGCUGCAAUUCUUCACAAAAAGAACAAAGAUUUCAACCCCUUAUCGGAUACUCAACUUCUUUUACAAGAAACUGAGACUGUUGUAAGCGCUAUGCAAGCCAGAGUUACACGUCACUUGUCAAACGGCAGUCCGCAGCAUAACUCUGAUUCUGACGACGAAGCCACCGUUUCGCACAACAGCCCUCCCAAGUUGAUGAACCGAUUUAAACGACCAACCACUCUAGCAGCACGAAACAAUACUGUGGCAAAUUCUAGUCCAAUGAGGUUACCACGUGAAGCGUCCGUUCUGUCCGAUUCCGGAUAUCAAGUUGGAUACCAGUCUGACAGUUCCAACGACGGCGUGAGAGAGUUUGGCACUACCAAAAACAUUGAUGGUGCCAAAAUGAACAGAGCAUUCAACAUACGGCGAGGAAGAAUUGGCUACGAUUCAGACGGAUGCGCAGUUGCACCGUUAAAUCGACAAAGUUUGGCAGUUUCUGGGCCAACUCGAGGAAUCUCUCCCAGACCAAGUGGCAGCGUAUGCAGCUCGAGCGGAAUAGCCCCAUCAGCAACGUUUUCCCGCAAUGAUGGGGGUCGAUUUAGUCUUCGCAUGAUCAAAUCUAGAACAACCCCCACUACUACUCAAAUGCCUCCUCCAAUUGCUGCUCCCAAUCGAACAACCCCAAAACCUAGUGGAAUCAGUGUUGGGAACCGUUGCGCUUCUUCCGGGGGACGCAUUGACCCCAACACGAAAAGACGACAAAGUUUACACACCCCAACAGCCUCCUCUUCAACCCAUCUUAGUUCCUCCAACUCGACGGCAAACAAUAAUAAUUUCAAUCCCCGCAAACCCCCAACCGGAAGCAGGAGCAACUCCACGUUGACAGCAAAAGAAGUAGAAAUGGCCAAUUGGCGUCGAAGGAAAAGCUAUGAUCCAUUGAAGGCGGCCGCUGAGGCGAGGAAAAAGCGGGGAACAUCGUCCGCUUUAGAAACCACUCUUGAUGAUAUCUCUCCAACAAGUAUAAGUCAUCAAUCAGCAGCUUUCCUGAGUAAAUCUAUGUCAUUCCAUUCCGAGCACCAGUUUCCAAUAAAGUGUCCAUCAGAAGAAGAGGACAUGAUUUACGUUGUGGACGAGAUUGAUAGUUCACAUUCAAACUCGCCCAUUCACAUCCCUAUGAGCAGGUCGUCUCAUGAAGACGGACAUUAUUAUGGAAUGUCAUCAUCGCAUUCGUCAAUUAGACCUAAAAGUAACAAAUUGGAGGCUUUGGACAAUCUCGUAAUAGCAACAAUUCACAGUUUAUCAAACAAAGUCAGAACAUCUUCACGUCAUCUGCUGGAAAAAUUACAAAUGCAACAUAUCGACAAUGAAAACGGAGCCUUGUUGGAGGAAAUGGUCAAUCAGCUUAAAGAGUUGGAGCUGUCCAGUACUAAUUCGUCUCCAAACAAGAGUCCUUCCCGUGAACUAUCAGGAACUCUCAAAAAUCUCAAAAAAUUAGAACAAGUCAUAUUAGUCUUAGACCGAGUUUUAUGUGAUGAUUCUGGAUCUGAUGCAAAUAAUUGAAGAUAUUUUCCCUGUUCAAACUUUAUUUUGCAACCUUAAUACCUGUUUUCCAUUGAAGAUAAAACUAUAUCUACACCGUAAGAAAAUUAAUUGCGUCUGCACGGAAGAUUUCAAAGCUAAAUAUGCCGAAUUUUAUGAUAAAUCAAUCGCUAUAAAGUAUAUUAUCACGAUUAGUAGUUUAAUAUGUAUGUUAGUAGAAUGAUCAACUUGCGUGAUGUGAUAUGUGAAAAGCUAAAAGCUUUAUUAUGAUUAUUAAAAUAUAUGUAUCUAUGCACAUACAAAAGUUUUUUGGUAUCAAUAAAUCCAAGAGUCAGGAACUGA
Molecule: messenger RNA, 5528 nt
Organism: Folsomia candida
Lineage: Eukaryota; Metazoa; Arthropoda; Collembola; Entomobryomorpha; Isotomidae
Product: putative GPI-anchored protein pfl2
Exons: 15
Coding region: 1368-5207 (1279 amino acids)
Molecular function (GO): protein binding
Source: RefSeq, a predicted model, not a curated record